This is a messenger RNA of Syngnathus acus (greater pipefish), 5583 nucleotides long. It is a transcript of the gene mcf2a, whose product is annotated as MCF.2 cell line derived transforming sequence a. NCBI's taxonomy places the organism in Eukaryota, Metazoa, Chordata, Actinopteri, Syngnathiformes, Syngnathidae. Gene Ontology annotation, biological process: intracellular signal transduction; dendrite development. The transcript is spliced from 31 exons. Gene Ontology annotation, molecular function: guanyl-nucleotide exchange factor activity; protein binding. The record is from RefSeq and is a predicted model, not a curated record. Gene Ontology annotation, cellular component: cytoplasm. The coding region runs from base 451 to 3786 and encodes 1111 amino acids.
AGGGUGUGUUGGGACUUUCAUGGUCUCUCACAAAAGCGCUCUCUUCCACAGCUGCUUCGUGUCGGUGACUACAAGAACACUCGCAGCCAAACAAUCCUGCCCACUGUAAUGCGUUCAGAGCCCAAAGCCGAAGCCAUAAAACACCGGAGCAUGAAUUACAGCAAAGAGUUGGCUUGUUGUCAAGACUUUAUAGUGCAAAGCUGACGCACUCAAGCUCCAAAAGAGAGAGAGAGAGAGGGAAGCUGGAGGAGGGGCAGUAGCCCGGCAGGCAGCUGUGGUCAGACGGAAGGAAUCAUGUUUGUUUUCAAGGUCAGCAAGUUCCGGCAGCUUGAAUGAAGCCCAGCGGGGGGAUGCUCGCUUACACGCGGCAGCCGUGUAUGUAGAACAGGGACCAGGAUGUGAGAAGCUUUGGAUUACUCCAGCCGUCUGCUGUGCGGCCACUUGGGGGGAAUGGGCCCGGCCUCCAUGCAAGAGGAGUCCAUGACAGAGUCCGAGGAAGAGAUGGAGAGCUACGGCUGCCUCCUGCAGGCCCGAUCCCAGCUGGAGAGCACACUGCAGCAGGUGACGGUUCCAGUGAGCAUGAAGGAGGUCGGCGGCUACAUUGAGAAACAGGUCGCAUACCUGUCAGGUGGCCGCGGAGAAGACUCCAGUGUCAUCAUCACGCUCCCGGAAAGCUCCGCCUUCAGGGACAUACCGGAAGAGGCCUUGGCUAAAGUCUUCACGUACCUCACGCUCAUCCCUCGAACGAGGCAACCAGGAGUAAAGUUCAUCAUCAUUUUAGACCGAAGAUUGGACACAUGGGCUUCGAUCAAGACUGCAUUGGCCAGAAUAGCAGCCUCCUUUCCGGGGAACCUCCAUCUGGUCCUGGUGCUCCGACCCACCAGUUUCUUCCACCGCACCGUCACUGACAUCGGCUUUCGCUUCACCCAGGAGGACUUCAUGCUGAAGAUGCCUGUGGUGAUGCUGAGCUCCGUCACAGACCUGCUGAAGUACAUCAAUGAAAACCAACUGACGUCAGAGUUCGGAGGCACCCUGGACUACUGUCACAGCGACUGGAUUGUUUUAAGAACGGCCAUUGAAAGUUUUGCCGUCACAGUGAAAGACGUUGCGCACAUGCUGCAGGCCUUUGGCACUGAACUGGCCGAGACCGCCAUGCCUAGUGAGGGUGAUGCCAUUCAGAGUCUCCUGGAGUCUCACAAUGAAAAAUACAGAAAGCUUAAGGAGGCCAUUCGAUCUUUAUCAAGAGAGGGUCAACAUCUUUUGUCAAGCCUGGAGACCACCACCACCAGGGACAACAAUGACCCUCACUGGGAUGUCCAGCUGGACUGGGAGACGGUUCAACGGCUCCUGACUCAACUCCGAGACAUGGAAUUGGCCUUUGAUGGCUACUUUGAGAAGCACCGUCUGAAACUGCAUCAGUACCUGCAGCUGCUCACGUAUGAGCAAAGCUUUCAAGAGAUGGAGUCAUGCCUGUCUGGCGUGACGUCUCAGCAGAGCCAGCUGUCCACGACGGUAGACACGCUGGCUCAAGCCGAGCAGGCUCUCAAACAGCUGGAGACUUUGGAAACACUUUCUCAGGAAGCCGUGUCACGCUCCCAGAUCGUCAUCCUUCGCGGCCACCAGCUGUCGGCGGGACACCACUACGCCACGGCUCUAAUCAUGCAACGCUGCAACGAGCUGCGGCAUCACUGUGAUAGCCUCAAUGCUGCUUUGGGGAACAAACGCUGUCAUCUCCUGCAAGCGCAGCAGCUCCUACUGUCUCUGGACCAGGCCCAGUCCUGGUGUGAUGAUGGAGCCUAUAUGCUGGCCAAUCAACUUGUGGAGAAGUUCCACUCCAAGGAGGGAGCACAGACUGCUUUGAAGGCCAUCGAGAACUUCCUGGAGGGUUCGCCCUCCAUAAUGACAUCUGCACCUGAAGUUCUAGCUUUGGAGUAUGAGGCUGUCAUCACUCCUCAGCUGCAAGAGAAGAUAAAUAAAACGUUUGAGAAGCACGCAGCGGUGCAACUGAUGAUCCAGAACCGACGGGUCGAUCUGAGGAAGCUGGCCGACAAACACGUCCGACCGGUCCAGCUGGUGGCCCCCCGUGCUGAGAACCCACCUCGCUCAAAAUCGCCAAUUUUCUCCCCCAAGCAUGCUGACGGUUUGAAAUUCACAUUUGAUCUCCCUCUUCCUGGAAAGAGGGCAUCCCGAAAAGGCCCCAAUGCUCGCAAAAUCGAGGUCAUUCAUGACUACCAGGAGAGCCGCAGUUGUGUGUCGUACGGCGUGGAGGGAGAGGACAGCCCGGAUGUCCUCAAGCGUCACGUGAUGAGAGAGCUCAUUGAGACGGAGAGGAUCUAUGUGGAGGAGCUGCUGUCGGUCCUUCUCGGCUAUGAGGUAGAGAUGGACAACCCGCUUCUGGCUGACCUCCUGCCGCCCGUCCUGCACGCCAAAAGAGGAGUCCUCUUUGGAAACAUGCCCGACAUCUACAACUUUCACAGCAGCAUGUUUCUCCAGGACCUUGAGGGAUGCCUGGACACUCCCGAGGGUGUGGGACUUUGCUUUCUUGCCAGGAAGGAGAACUUCCAAAUGUACGAAUGCUACUGUCAGAACAAACCACGUUCUGACGCUCUGUGGCGGCAGUUCUCGGAUUGUGCCUUCUUUCAGGAGUGUCAGAAGAAGCUGGGCCACAAACUGGGCCUGGACUCUUACCUGCUAAAACCAGUUCAACGCCUCACCAAGUAUCAACUGCUGCUUAAGGAGCUCCUGAAACAUAGCACUGACUGCAAGGGAUCAUCUGAACUGCAGGGAGCGCUAACAGCCAUGCUGGACCUGCUCAAAUCCGUCAACGACUCCAUGCAUCAGAUUUCUAUCACAGGAUAUGAGGGGGACAUUUGCGAGCUGGGCCGCGUGUUGAUGCAGGGCUCCUUCAGUGUGUGGAUCAGCCACAAGAAAGGGUCCACGCGCAUGAAGGAGCUGGCCCGCUUCAAGCCCAUGCAGCGCCAUCUGUUCCUCUACGAGAGCGUGCUGCUCUUUUGCAAGAAGAGGGAGGAGCAUGGGGAAGGUUGCGACAAAACGCCCUCGUACGGCUUCAAGCACUGCAUCAAGAUGACUGCUGUGGGGAUCACAGAGAACGUCAAAGGAGAUCCGAGGAAGUUUGAGAUCUGGUACAGUGGCAGGGAGGAGGUGUACGUGGUUCAGGCCCCCAGCGUGGCAGUGAAGAUGUCCUGGCUCAGCGAGCUGCGUCGCAUCUUAACCAAUCAGCAGAAGUUACUGCGAGAUGAGAUUCAUCAAAAUGGACAACCAGUAGAGCACGUGCAUCUUUCUCCACCACCAUGUGAGAGUAAGCAAGAGAGAGCGUCGCUCAGUUCGGAGGACACCGAGUCGGGGAAGAGCAGCCCGGACGCCCAGCGGCGCGCCCCCAAAUACCAGCUCAACCGCAGGAGUUGGCCGGGAGCUCAUCAUCACUCGGUAACCAUCUGUGAGGGUCUCGAUGACACGAGUGGCGGCCGGCAUGCUUUCCACCAGCCUGACACGCAAAUGGUGAAACUGUCUCGAGGCCGAUAUCGGGCCUUGGCGGACUGCCUACAAAACGGACCGGACAGCGUCCUCAUCAAAUGCGGCGAUGUCAUCCAGCUGAUGUGUGAAGACAACAAAGGCCGCUGGCUGGUGAAGAAUUUGAGUCGCCACCAAGAUGGCUUUAUUGCUUCUGCCAGCCUGCAAAUGACCAUAAGAGGGAGCAGUCGAGCAGGCUCUUCCAGACUCAGGGAAACAGGCAACGUCAGGACAAGAAAGCUCAGUUCUCCAUAGUGAGAAACGCACGUGAUCAGACCAAAAAAGGACAUCCUGUCCUGAUUUUGUGGCACUUUAAGGCGUUGGAAUUCUUCACACCCUCACAGGUUAGGAUUGACAAUCCGUUCUGGUGUCGCCCCCUCCACACACAUACAAACGUCAUAUAUGACCAGCACAAAAGCUGUGGAAGCCUUGCGUCCUUUCCCAAGACUCCACAGUGCAGAUGUGAGCAGGAAUGCCUCACUUUUUGGCAACCAUUCUUUACCGGUCACGAGUGUUUGCUUUGACUGAAGAAACACUCGAUCCAAGACUGGGUUCGAUUUCCUACAGAAUAUAUGGAUGUUUGACUGUGAACAUCAUCCUAGAAAAAAUGGCUUGAAGAAAAUCAUGGACCUGCACACAAUCAGAAUGCCUUGAUAUUAUUGCAGUACUCCUUGGAGACACUAGGGGACAUUCUGCAUUUUCCCAGUAUCUGAGAACUGCUGUGUGUUGUUUUUUGUUGUUGCUUUUUUAUAUAGACACUCGGUUGACAUCAUACCCAGUUUCUAAGGGAAUUUCUAGCCAUUUGUAACGAGCCUUCUGUACUAUUCCUCAAGUGCCAAAAUAGUGUUUUCACUUGUUUUAUUUUCCUUCUCAACUUGGGGCGCUUAUGUCUUAGUGAGCAAAUUGUUUCAAGAGGACAAUCUCCACAACGAGGAAGGAAAAUGGCCUAUAUGUAUGUGUGUGUUUGCCUUUCUGAAUUCUUUCUGUGUGAGUGGGGGGGAGGGCAUGUGCACCACCUACCUUCGGCACAUUGCUCAUUCAAUACAGUGAACCCCCAUUUAUCAUCGAGGAAGUGUUUUAUAUUUGUUGUGGCCUAACAUGGUACUACACCCAACUUUAAAUUUGGACUUGCUUGUAUAAUGUAAAACCCCAUUAGAAAGAAAAACCCCAAAAAACGUAAAAAUCUGCAGCCAAGAUACGGAAGAUGAACAGCGGGGUUCACUAUAAACAUGACGGGCACGAAUGCAAGCAACCGAUGGGUUAUCAAGCUGUGUGUGCUGCCUUCUUGCUUCCUGUUGUUAGCCCCGCCCUCAAAGCUUCCAUCACACAAGCCUGUUGUCUUUAAUGUGAGAUAGACUGAUGAUACACCAUCAUGUGUUGAUCAACGCUUCAUUAAACAUUGACGCCACGCUUGUAUAAAUCCGAGUGAGGGCCCCUGUUGGGGAGCGGCUUUUGAUAUUGAAAUGUAUCUUGAAAGCGGCAGGAGCCUGGUCACAUGACAUUGUUUGUUCAAAUAUUUAUUUUGUCUUUGCGAGCUGACCCCCCCACCCCCCCUCCACGCUACCAAAUGAAAUCACAUCUCCGUUCCUUCCCGAGAGCCGCGAUUGCUUGAAUGCUUACGUAACAAAGCAAGCUGUGGUUUUGUAACUGUCAUGAAAAUGCUGCUGGUUUUGCACAGAUUUUUCCAAACAUGGGAAAAAAAAGCUCGAUGUAUUCAUUCAUCUUGUCAAACCAAGAAGCCUAAACUUGGAUUCAUAUGUUUCUUGCAACCGGGUAGAAUAGUUUGCACAUCUUUUGCUAAAAAAAAAAAAAAAAUGCAAUCUGGUCAGUGGUUACUAAGAUAUUUAUUGCAAUAACUGCUGUGUAAAUAAGCCUUUUGAUAAUUCCACUGUUUCAGAAAUGCAAUAUCUGUCCAUAAACGUUGACUGACUGGAUAUGUCCCAUUUUCAGGGUUUCGAUUAAAGCCUACACAGACAACAAAACUGUGCCGGUGGUCUCUUUGUUGCUUUUUGCCCAGAAAACAACACUGAUUAUGCUUCUGUGUGAAAAAAA